AUGGAUCAAGGACAAGACUACCUGCUUGGUCGUCUUGUGAAUCAAGCCAAAGAAGCAAUUGCCAAGGCCUGCAUUCAAAUUCCGCUGCCACCAAUGGAUGACCAUCAUGAUGUCAUCGACGACGACGACGACGACGAGAGCGGGAAUGAAUUCAGGGAAGUCACCCCCAUCAUUGUGGCUAGUGAUUUUGAUGAAACCUACGAGCUAUCAGUUUGUCCCGAGACUGGCCGUCAAAUCAUUGAAUAUUUGGACCUUUCGGAAUUUGAAAUUCGGUUCACACCCGAAGAAUUGUUUGAAUUUGAUACCAUGCUACAAUCACUGCACUUUUCCAGGUGUCACGCUCUUGCAAAAGUUUCACCUUCCAUACGGAAACUAAAGGGACUCACACAAUUGGACCUACCACGUUGCACCUCGCUGACCCAAUUGCCGGAUGAAAUAUUUGUCAGUCUGACACAACUGAGCCGGCUAACCUUGACCCACUGUUCGAAUUUGCAGGAUCUUCCGCGAGAUUGGAGUGGAAUGCGCAAUCUAACAUCGCUCUACUUGGAAGGAUGUACUAGCCUGAAGGAAAUUCCCAACGCCUUAUGGGACGAGUGUCACAACCUUGUCUAUCUCGGGUUGGCCCGUCUGAAGUGUAUCAACCCUUGUCUACCGGAUGGGAUUCGCAACUUGACCGAACUGAAAGCGCUGAAUGUCAGAGGUUGUCCAUACUUGAAGUAUUUCACUAACAAUGACAAUGACAAUGACGACUCUAAAGACAACGCCCUUGCUCCCUUGACAAGACUGCAUAGCAUCUUUGCCAGUAACACGCCUAUCAGCAAGCUUCCUCCACUCUCAGUCUUGGCUGGAUUUCCUCGGCUAAAAGUAUUGGAUUUGAAGAACUCUCCAAACAUUCCACUUGCGUUUCAAGACGAACAGAAAUUUGAUUCCAUGGGAAUGAUACGCCUUUUGGAUCGAACAAGACUUCAGGCUGGUACCCUGGAAUUGGUUCUGUGGAAGACUUGGGGGUGGUCCAUAGAUCCAGAUGAAAGAGCUGAGAACCGCCUUUCCAUUGUGGGCAUGGAUGCAGUGAUUCAAAGCGUCGUGCCGUUCCUAUGUGGCGAGGAUGGACCAGAACUCUUGACCUUCUGUUGCAAAAAAUAA
Molecule: messenger RNA, 1143 nt
Organism: Cylindrotheca closterium
Lineage: Eukaryota; Bacillariophyta; Bacillariophyceae; Bacillariales; Bacillariaceae
Source: the annotation of a GenBank genome assembly